Messenger RNA from Pichia kudriavzevii, 882 nucleotides. RefSeq lists its product as uncharacterized. The record is from RefSeq and is a predicted model, not a curated record. NCBI's taxonomy places the organism in Eukaryota, Fungi, Ascomycota, Pichiomycetes, Pichiales, Pichiaceae. Bases 1 to 882 code for a protein of 293 amino acids. The transcript has a single exon.
AUGGCAGAAAAAACCCGCUUUGGUCGUGAUAUUUCCAAUACAACGGCGAACACGUUGAUACAUCGUAAUAUGAAAAGAUCAACAUACCAUUCCUAUCCUAUUUUAAAAACAAAAUGUCCCAAGCCUUUAACUAAUCUUCUCGCAGAUUUACAAUUAGAAAAUGAAGGUAAAGAGGACAACGGGGAUAGAUCAACAUUUUGUGUUAAGGACAGUAGCACCUUUCAAAGUGACGAGAGCGUACUCGAUGAUGCAGAUGACGAGAAGGAAACCAAUUCAAUGGCUUCUAAUAACGACACCAAAGGGGGUAGUGUUGACAAUAGAAUUGUAGAUUUGCUUAGCUCACAAGUUAACACAAAGGGGAAGAAUGAAGAAAAUAGUAAAUGCAGUGUUCAACGCUUUUGUAGCGAUUUUGAGAAGAUCAAUGAUGAGGAACAGGGAAGGAAAUAUACAUUUGCAGCAAGAAGUAGUGACUUGGAAGAAAUCAUACAAUAUUACAAUGGCCAGCUACAAAAAAUCAAUGAUUUAGCUGCUGAAAGACUAGAUCAAUUUAAUGAAUUAGAAGAGUCGUUUAAUAAAAUUCAACAAACUCAAAGUCAAGUUUAUCAAAACCACUUGCAAUACUUACAAAAGCAACUAAAAUUUAAGGAGGAAGAAAUGGAAGAUAUGAAAAGGAAUUACACACUAGUGGAACAAUGGGUCUUGACACUUUUCAAGGAGUUAGGUGAUUGCAUAAGAGCAAAUCCUUCUUCACUUGUUAAGUUGUCGGGUAAACAAAUCAAAAAAUCACUUCAGCCACCAGUAAAAAAAACAGAACUAGAGUCAAUUUACAGGUACCUUGUCCAAUACCUCUAUCUGGAUGGCGAAAAUGAGGCAGUUACCUAG